AACACAGCGGUUAAUGAUCCACCAACCAACAGAGAGAGACAGUGGGAGAAGCAGUGUUGGAGCAGGAGACACCUUGAAAAGAAGACGCUAACAACAGAGGAGACCGAAGGAAUAAAGUCGGGGGGAAGAUGGAUCUUUUAUUUUCAUAGCUGUCUCAAGUGAGUUCUUGAGUCUGAACUUUGAGUGAGAGAGCGGGAGCCACAUGGGGUCCAGUCCGAGAUGCCAGCUGCUGGACUAAAGCCCAAGCCGGAGGGCAUGGUGGCUGAAGAAGAGGGCGAUGGAGAGCUGGAAGUAUCCCAGUGGGAGACACCUGUGGUGAAGGAUCGCCGGCUUUUCCCGGCUCUUAAGGUUCCCAAGGAGCUGCUGAGAAGUUUUCCCCACACCAAAAGAGUGGGACCCUACCUGGUGGGCAAAAUGAUCAACAAGGGGUCGUUCGCAAAGGUGAUGGAGGGAUUACACAUUGGUACCGGAGAAAAGGUGGCCAUUAAGGUGAUCGACAAGAAAAAAGCCCGCCAGGACACGUAUGUGCUGAAGAACAUGAAGAGAGAGCCCCGAAUCCACCAGAUGAUCCGACACCCUCACGUGGUCGUCCUGCUUGAGACUCUGGAGACGGAGAACAGCUACUACAUGGCCAUGGAGCUCUGUUCUGGAGGAGACCUGAUGGACCGCAUCUGUGAGAAGAAGAAGCUGGAGGAAAAGGAGGUGCGGCGCUACAGCAGGCAGAUCCUCUCAGCCGUCGAUCAUCUGCACAAACACGGCAUCGUACACAGAGAUUUAAAGAUCGAAAACUUCCUACUGGACGAGCAAAACAACAUCAAGAUUGUAGAUUUCGGACUCAGCAACACGCUAAAGCCCGACUCUUUGUCUCUGGAGCUUCUCACCACCCAGUGUGGAAGUCCAGCCUACGCUGCUCCUGAGCUGCUCGCCCACAAGAAGUACGGCCCCAAAGUUGACGUCUGGUCCAUAGGUGUGAGUAUGUUCGCCAUGUUGACCGGAACUCUGCCUUUCACCGUGGAGCCGUUCAACAUCAAGCAGCUGCAUCAGAAGAUGGUCAACGGAGAGAUCAGCAGCUUCCCCAGCGACGUCAGUAAAGGCGCUGCCACGUUUGUGUUGUCGCUGCUGGAGCCCGACCCGGAGAAGAGGCCCAGCGUGCGAGCCGUGAUGGAGCAGAAGUGGAUCAACGAGGGCUACACCAGACGACCGCUGCACACCGUCUCCCAUAAAAACAGGUUGUGCCCGGAGGAGCUCAAUCCUUCUGUGCUCUCGUACAUGACGGAAACCAUGAGCUACUCGCUCUCUGAAGUCGUGCAGACGCUGACCAGCAACAGACCCUCCGCUAUCAUGGCUGCGUAUCACCUGCUGCUGGCUAAGAUCAAGUGCAGCCAAAAAGCAGUCAAGCCCACGAAAAAGCAGGAGAGCAGUGACUGGAGUCUGCCGAGUAAAAACACGUGGAAGGAAAAAGUCAAUCCCACUGAGACGAGGCAUCGGCACCAGAAUGAGCCGAUGAGCGCGAAGAGACCGGCUCGAGGGAGGGGCCAGAGAGCGAGGGAUCACUCGGGCAGCCGGAGGAGUGAGCAGAAGAAGGAGCCUGUGGAGGACCUUGAGAACCGGCCGCCUUCCCCUCUGUUACCUCAGCUGCAGCACUCCCCCUCGCCCGCUCUCCCCCCUCUCCUCCGCUCACCUUCACCCGCUCCUCUGUUUGAAGUCGAGGAGCUCGCCAAAGACCCUGUGUUUCCCGACGUGUUCGGGGAUCCGGAUCACGUCCGUCUCUCCCCUCCCAAAACCUCCGUGUCACAACUGUGCGACUCAGCUCCGUGCCAAGUCCCGGCCGAGCCGAUCCGGGAGAACAGCUCCGCUCGACCCUCCCGACACACGCACCUGCUCAGGACCACGCAGUCUGACGGCGACGCCGGGCCCGACUGCUUCACAGACAACCAGGAGAGUCAGUCCCGUCAGCUGGGCAUCAGCGAGCGCCUGGAGAAGCUGCAGACCUUCUACUCUUCAGACAGGAGUAACCUCUCUCCCCGGAUGAUCCUGGAGGCGGCUCGGCCCCCCGACAGACACCACCUAAUGGAGAUGAGUCCGCCUUCAGCGCCGCUUCCACGCCUGCGAAACGUUGGGCGUGGCAGGAAGGUGACCUGGGUGGGGCUGGGUCGCCCCGGCCCGCCCGGCCUCCUGGUGAACGGCGCCAAGCCCCCCACCUUCUCCUCGCAGAGACAGCACACUUUGAUCAUGAAGAGCCUGAGGCAGGAGCGAGGAAAGAGGAAGGACUUGGUUGCAGCAGGAGGAGCAAUAAAGAGGAACUCCAUCCAGCUUCAGUCUUCUCUUCAGCCUCGAGUGUCGGACCUGAACCUACCGCUGCUCCCCGCCGCGUUGCAGGGAAAGGCUGAUCGGAAGAUUCAUGGUAUGGACUACUGACCAGCACAAGCACAGAGUUUUGUUUUGCCAAAUCUCACACGGUCAUCCGGGAGAGACUCCUCUGGAUCAAGAGACAGUUGCAGCGUCAUCCAGGCUGGGAGGAGAAAAUGAUCUUGAUCCUCUCAGAAGAGUCAUCUCUUCCCUGUGGUCGUAAUAUAGCUGGUCCUCACUCACCAAAUGUGUCUCUAUGGUGACAG
Messenger RNA from Synchiropus splendidus (mandarinfish), 2615 nucleotides. Its product is annotated as hormonally up-regulated neu tumor-associated kinase homolog A. Bases 220 to 2418 code for a protein of 732 amino acids. Gene Ontology annotation, cellular component: cytoplasm. The transcript has 11 exons. Gene Ontology annotation, biological process: protein phosphorylation; intracellular signal transduction. NCBI's taxonomy places the organism in Eukaryota, Metazoa, Chordata, Actinopteri, Syngnathiformes, Callionymidae. The record is from RefSeq and is a predicted model, not a curated record. Gene Ontology annotation, molecular function: protein serine/threonine kinase activity; ATP binding.